Messenger RNA from Acipenser ruthenus (sterlet), 3300 nucleotides. RefSeq names its product cytospin-A-like. Gene Ontology annotation, molecular function: protein binding. The transcript is spliced from 13 exons. NCBI's taxonomy places the organism in Eukaryota, Metazoa, Chordata, Actinopteri, Acipenseriformes, Acipenseridae. The coding region runs from base 511 to 2418 and encodes 635 amino acids. The record is from RefSeq and is a predicted model, not a curated record.
ACCACCCCUGCGGACAUGGUGUUUGCAUACCACAGCUGUGCUUGCAGUGAACGCAAUAACUCCGGUGGCGUACGAUGAAUCGCAGCUGAUCAGGCUCCAUUUCCUUAACAGUGCGUUUACAGAUUGUCUUCCGAAUUCCGAGAAACUCCAUUCCUUAGAGACAUCUAGAUCACAGUAGUUUCCAGAUGACACUGGAAAGUGUAAGCGAGCUGGAUGACUGAAUCCGAGCGUUCAAUCACUGACUGAAUCUGGUGAAUCAAUUUAGCUCAGAGCAGGACAGGAACGGAAUACUCAAACGAGGUACACAUCAUAAGGAAGAGGUGACAAGCAAAUGAUACAGACCGGAGUGUUGCAUAGAUUUCUACAGCCCUGGGACCACAGUUCUUGUUUUAAGUGUUUGGAGUUGGGUUCCUGCCAUGUGGUAAUGUAGACACAAGCUCCGAAGGAUUCUGUAGAUUCUAGGAACCCUCCCAGAGGCGUGGGACCUGUAUUGUCACUUUUUUGGACAGAAUGGGAAACCUGACUGCAAGAGAAAGCUCAGCUGUUGAAGACACCGAUCAGCAGACUGAGGGGCAGGUUCCUGUGGCUCACGUCUCUUGCACACCUCACAAAGGACGGGGUCCUGUUGAUCACGUGUCCUACAUGCGUCAAGAGGGGCAGGGUCCUGUUGAUCCCUUCUCCUAUGCGCCUCAAUCUCAGACCUGCCCAGACAGGGCAGCUCUCAGCCCCCCACCACACUUCACUCCUGCAGUACCAGGCAAGCCAGGCAGGAGGGGAUCUGAGGACAAUGUCACUAUGGAUACAGGGGUGGACUGGUCUGCUCUCACAAAGAACAGUGGUAGAAGGGAAGUUUCUCUUCCUGUGGAUCUUGGACAGGACCUGGCCAGUGAGGAUUUCUCCAGGACUCAAGAAAGCUUGGUGGUGUUGGACAGCACAAGACCUUAUGAGGAGGGGAAACCAGAACGGACUGCGGACUGGGAAAUCCAACCAGACAAAGUCACCACCCAUCAUGUGAGACCCACUUCAGCCAGCAAGGACUCUGGGUGUUUAAGCCCAGCACACUCCACAGAGAGGCAGUUCAGCUUGUCUCCAUCCCCAGAGAAGGCCUCUGAGCCGCAGCGUGAUCAAAGAGACUGCAGUACGGUGCACUGGGGUGAGAAGGACAGUGGCCUGGAUGAUUCAGCAGAGCAGGACAGCAGAGUAGCAGAUUCAUCAGAUGACCUGGAGGGGUUUGUGAAGGAGACGAAGGAUAGACUGCACUCCUCUGAAUGUGGGACCCAGGGUGGCACUGCAGUACCUACUGACAGUGAGUCUAUGAAGCAGUUGCAUGUGGAAAAAGAACUGCUUGCUGAAAUAAAACGUUUGAAGGAGAAGAUGAAGGUGGACUCGGAGGAGUGGAGUCAGUUCCAGGCUGACCUGCAGGUGGCAGUGUCUGUCGCAGACAGGAUGAAAUCAGAGGCAGAGGAUGAACUGAGCACGCUCAGAACAAGACUACAGGAGACUGAGGCGGAGCUGAGUGCUCUCAGAAUAUCACAUCAGGAGACUGAGAAAGAAUUUGAUACUCUCAAGGUAUCGCAUCAGGAAACGGUGUCGGAGCUGGUCAAGCUCAAAGCAGCCUAUCAAGAAAUGGUGGCGGAGCUGAGGGUGCUCCGAACAGGUCCCGCAGAACAGCAGUCGGCACUCUGCCGGAGAGAACAGGACAAGCACGAUAGGAGCAGAACAGAUGCAGUGGGUGCAGGAGAGCUGCUGAAAGAGAGACGCCUCGUCAAACUCCCCCUGUCCUCCCUGCCUUCCCCUACUGUGAAUGGAGACUUACACCGCUGGAAAUCUACAGUGUCUUCAACAAAGCUAACUUCCACCGAGAAGGAGAAAGCUUCCAGAGAAUGGAGGGUUGAUAAACCUGAGGAGGCACUCGCUGCUGGAGUGAAAAAGCAGGAUGCCCUAACUCUUAAAAAGCAGGAUGACCUAACUCUUAAAAAGCAGUAUGACCUAACUCUUACUCUACAUAACCCUGUUGGGAUGACAGCCGCAGCGUCUUUAAAAAAUAAGAUCAGACAGAGGGAAGGUUUGAGCUCUCUGGUGAAGCGUCAUGGUGGCUCAAAAAGAAAUUCGCUACUGUGCUGGUGCCAGAACAGGACCGAGAGCUACCAGAAUACUGACAUAACCAACUUCAGCAGCAGCUGGACAGAUGGCCUGGCUUUUUGUGCUGUCUAUCAUACAUACCUACCCAAUCACAUCCCCUACAGCAGACUGAGCCCUCUCAACAAGAGAGAUAAUCUGAAUUUGGCAUUCACAACUGGUGAUGGUAUAGGAAUACCACCAUCUCUGACUGUGGAGGAGAUGUUGAGAGCUGGAGGACCAGGCUGGCUGCGAGUGCUGGAGUAUGUGGAAUGCAUCUACAACCACUUUGAAAUGUGAACACAGGAAAUGCCAACUGGCAUGUGACAUUCCUAUCAAUCUCCAGCGUGUGUCCUCACAGCAGGAAUCAUCUGUGGCUGACACUACAGGGGUCAUUUUAAAAUAACUGUAACCAUUGCAAGCUGUCAUCUCACCUGAACACAAUGUGGCACAGUCCAGCAGAUCAGGGGCUUUGCAGAUUCACUUCUUUAAUGCUGCUGGUGAAUUGGAAAGUAGUUUGAAAUUAGAACUUGAAAGACAGGUAAAUUCUAAUCUGGGGCUAGGGUUCAUUUAUCUGGGAAACUGAUUUGUAUGUUUCUAUGAAGUUACUUACAGAGCAGGUAUUGCCCUGUAGGUGAUCAAGAAGGGUAUAUUUUAGGAGAAAUGGAAGGAUGUAUGAGUCAGCACAUUAUUUUAUUUAAUCAGCCCUGCUGAAUAGUAACACAUGUCCCAAAUGCUGUUGUAGAUACAAAAUAUCCCAGAUAUUAUUUUUAAAAGGCAUAGUCUGUUGAGAUUUUUUUUUUUGGUUGUUUUUUGGCUGGUGUCUGAUUUAUCAUACUUCCUGAUUUUAAACUGAACCUGUCCACUUACUAUUAUUUUUUUAAAUAAUAAUAAACCUUUAAACCUUAAAAUUCAUGUAACGUGAAUAUGCAGAUUAGUGCCAAUGGUUUUGUAACAGGAAGAAAAAAGUAAAGGAGCUGCUAUUCCUGGAAUGUUGAACUGAUAGAUUUAUAUCCGCUGUAUGUAUAUGAGUGUUGACAACAGACUGGAGACAUUAUGUUGAGGUGAAAUAUUUGUGUUAAAUAUUUCAAAUAAAGAAAAAAACUAAAAUAUAUCUGGUUUAUAUUUGGGAUAUAUUCACUAACAUUUUUGGCCUAAAUGCUUUCCUCCUUUCAUGUUUUU